This is a messenger RNA of Didymodactylos carnosus, 254 nucleotides long. The record is from the annotation of a GenBank genome assembly. NCBI's taxonomy places the organism in Eukaryota, Metazoa, Rotifera, Eurotatoria, Philodinida, Philodinidae.
UCGGUUUUAUAUUCAAUUAUGUUAUUCGAAAGCGUGCUCGUGACUGGUGGAUUAAAUAUUCUUACAUAUUUUCAGCAGCAAUGAGCGCUGGUGUUGGUGCGGCACUUAUUAUCAUUGCAUUUAUCCCAGUAUUUCCAGUGGAUUGGUGGGGAAAUGCUCAAAAUGAACUUGACGGCGAUGGGUGUAGAUAUUCAACUGCUGAUUAUUAUGGCAUCGCCGAUGAUGGAACGUUUCUAGAGGACAGUGACAAAUGA